Habropoda laboriosa is the source of this 1203-nucleotide messenger RNA. RefSeq names its product aldose 1-epimerase-like. Gene Ontology annotation, biological process: beta-D-galactose catabolic process via UDP-galactose, Leloir pathway; glucose metabolic process. Gene Ontology annotation, molecular function: carbohydrate binding; aldose 1-epimerase activity. Bases 1 to 1203 code for a protein of 400 amino acids. NCBI's taxonomy places the organism in Eukaryota, Metazoa, Arthropoda, Insecta, Hymenoptera, Apidae. The record is from RefSeq and is a predicted model, not a curated record. The transcript has 7 exons.
AUGUCUGUCGCGGAGACUUUCGUCGAGGAAGACGGUUUUGGGUUCGUUCCCAGGCCGGAUCGUAAUAAACAUAAUAAACCAUUCGAUAUUGUUAGAAGAUAUACAAUGACCAACAGGCACAAAGCAUCGGUGCAAUUGAUUUCUUGGGGCGCCGGUAUUCAGGCCAUCAAAGUACCCAGUCGGCCGGGUAUUUUGGGCGACGUUGUUUUAGGAUUUGACGACAUGGACGGUUAUUUGAAGAACAGGUAUAUAGGAAGUAUAAUCGGAAGAAUUGUGAAUCGCGUAUCUCAUGCUAAGAUGAGGAUCGAAAAUGAGAUGUAUUGUUUGUCCGUUAACGAUAAGGACGGUGUUAGCCAUUUUAACGGAGGUUUCGUUGGAUUUGACAACGUUAAUUGGGACUCGUGCAUAUUGAACAGCAGACACGUAAUGUCUCACUUGAGUCCGGCGAACAGCGAAGGAUAUCCAGGAAAUAUGUUGACGCAGAUUAAAUAUUCCUGGACGGAUGAUAAUCAGCUUCAUAUUAAUAUUCGUGCAACUACCACUCAACCAACACCUGUUAACAUUACCACUAAUUGCCUGAUGAAUCUUGCAGGCCAUGCUACUGGUCCGGAUGAAUUGAAGAAACACGUGAUCUCGAUGAACGCAGGUAGUUGGACGUUCGCGGAUAUCCGGGACAGUUUGCCGACAGGUGCUAUAUAUCCGGUUGAUCGUACAGUGUUCGACCUACGUUUACCGACUCAGUUAACCAAACGGCGGCUUUACAUCGUACCGGGGGGUGGUUACAACCAGAAUCUCUGCAUCACCAGCCCCAACUGCUGGUGUUAUCGAUUCCAUGCUAGAAUCGUGCACGCCGGCUCAGGAAGAACCUUAGAAGUGUACUCGAACAAACCAGGUCUACAAUUUUCCACAGGAAACGAUUUACCCAAUCCCGAUACCUAUUAUCCACCCGAUUUCGACGAUUUCUGCAACUGUCUGGAUGACACGCUCGGAUUGAACGUGGACGAAAGGGAAAUUUGGGGGAAAGACGGUGUUCGAUAUAAAAGACACAGCGGAUUCAUCUUGUCGCCACAAAACUACCCCGACGCCAUCAACAUAAGCAAUUUUCCAUCUUGUAUAUUGUAUCCUGGACAAGUUUACUCGCACGAUCUGACGUAUAAAUUUGGUUUACUGUCGAAAAAUUCAUACAACUCGGAUGGUCAUUGA